This is a messenger RNA of Helicoverpa armigera (cotton bollworm), 3616 nucleotides long. RefSeq lists its product as uncharacterized. The transcript has 6 exons. The record is from RefSeq and is a predicted model, not a curated record. Gene Ontology annotation, molecular function: ATP binding; transmembrane receptor protein tyrosine kinase activity. Bases 74 to 3499 code for a protein of 1141 amino acids. Gene Ontology annotation, cellular component: plasma membrane; signaling receptor complex. Lineage: Eukaryota; Metazoa; Arthropoda; Insecta; Lepidoptera; Noctuidae. Gene Ontology annotation, biological process: multicellular organism development; protein phosphorylation; positive regulation of kinase activity.
CUGCUCAAUAGGACUAGGAGGAAAAUUGUGGUUCCCGCUAUGGACGCGCCGCGCGGCACUCGCUCCUCGCACGAUGUGGCGCGCAGCCGUCGCGUGCGCACUGCUGGCCGUGCUUGCGGCGCCAUCUGCUGCUGACUCCAACCAGACCGCCUGCGAGACCCUGCACAGCUAUGCGCUCUUGAACUCAAAUCUUCGGGCGAUAGGCGAUCGCAGCGUGUCGGUGGACGGGCUGGAGGUGAGCGUGUCGCUGUACUGGGGCAGCGGGCCGGCGCGCGCCGCCGCCGCGCUGCUGCGCGCGCAGCUGACGCACGUGCACCGCUACCGGCGCGUGCGGCUGCGGCGCGGCCCGCUCUCCACCGCCGCGCUGGCCGCCCUCGUGCCGUUCCACUCCGACGCCAACUACACCGAUUUGGUGAUAGGCUUAUCGACCGCGUGGAGUCCAGAGAGUGCGCCACCCUGGGUGCCGUCAGCGGGCCGCAAGAGCAGCUUGGCGGGGCCGCGGCUGAGCGAGUUCGGCGCGAGCCCCGUGCCCGCGCAUUGCCGCCUGUUCGCCGUGCUGGCGGCCGCGCACCGGCAGCCGCGCUGCGCCGGCCUCUCGCGCCACCUCACCCGCGCCGACCUCGCCGCGCUUGCCCACUGUGGCUUUAAACAUCAAAUCAACGGCUCCGCGUUUGACCUGUUCGUCGUGGACGAGUGCAACAGCACGCGGCUGCGCGCCUGCGCCCUCGACUAUGGAACCACGUUCUCGCCCAAGGCCAUGAACAGAACCGACCUCUAUCACAAGUUGAACGCCAUCACAAACAACACUGAAUCGUUUUUCUUUUUAGAUUUUGACAUUUGGGAGGGAGAAGAGACAGUGCGUGCGUUAAACGUACCUUGUCGGGAACAGGAAGUUGAUAUGCGCAUCGGUGAUAUAGCCAUGUUACAGACAUACGCGCCGCAGUUGUUUCGAUUUAUUUACAAUUUUAAACCUUCCGCAACAUCUUUGAGGCAAAUUCUUGAACGUGAAGCAAACGGCGAUAAUAUUGAUGAAGCGGCAUGCACUUGGGUGAUUGAAAACGAAAAAUAUAAGAUUGACAAAAGUACCCUGAUGGAUUAUGAUGCGUCUGGAUACGUAGUCGUCAUAUUUGUAUGUAAUGACGAUUCCUUCAAAGAUCGUUACAGAUAUGAGUUGUUUCCAUUCUUGGGUAAACAUAUUACAAAUGAGAUGAAACAAGUGACGUCAUAUGUAACUUUCAGAAAAUAUACAAUUAAUUGUACUAGUGAAGACGAUAUGAGUGCACAUUUUGAAAUGCUGACGACGACUGUGGAACUAUACCGACUACUAGGGGUGGUGUCGAUGUCGGUGGAGGGCGCGCAGAAGGCGUCGGCCCUGGCGGCGCCGCGCCACGUGCCGCUCAUGCUGGCGGACGUGGCGCCGGAGUUCGGCGGCAACACCACGUGGCGCGUGGCCGCCCGCGUGCUGCACGUGGCGAGCGCGCUCACGCACUUCGUGCGCAGCUCAGGCUGGGCGCGCCUCGCCGUCUUGACGCAGCCCACCAAGCUGGCUGCGGACUACUGGGACGCGCUCCGACACAACACCACCAUCACCUUCGGCCACUUCCAGUUACCGCUCCGCAUCACGAGGCAUAAGGCGAAGGAAACCAUAGACAGUCUGCGAGCAGCGAACGCGCGUAUCGUGUUUAUUAAUGCAGAUUCUAAAUCUGCCGCAGUGAUCCUUGCUGUAGCCGACGAGAAUGGUAUGACCUACCACAACGGUUUCGUGUGGAUUGUGCGCGAUUGGCGUCCGACGACCGACACGAAUACAUCAUGUCAUGAAGCCCGCCGGAUAACUCACUUUGUGCUGUCUCUUUGGAUGCGAGACUCGCGGGACAUCCCGUUUCGUGAAGGAAAUAAUGUACUUCAAGAACACCUGAGUGCGAAAUUUAAGGACAGGCCCUGGCCACCUCACGCUGUGUCCAUUGCAAACGCAUUUCUAACUCUAACGAUUGGUUUUAAAAAUGUUUUCAAACAAAACCCGAGCACGCGAUAUGACCUGCAUAACAAACAAGUAACCAGAUUACUCCAUAACAAAAUCACAGAAAACCCAGCGCCCGGUGUCAACCAAGACCUCCACUUCAAGAAUCGAUCCAUCGAAGAGACGGCCGUGUUCGCAGACCAGUGGUGCGGAGCGCAGUUCCAGCAGCGGCUGGGCAGGUGGCGCGUGAACGCGAGCAGCGGCGCAGUGCGCGGCAACUACACGCCGCCCGGCGACCUGCCGCGGCACGACGGCGCGUCGCGCUGCAUGGUGAGCAGCGGCGACGCCUUCGACCCGGCCUGCUACGAUGCUGCGUGCGCCAGUGCGCUGCUGCUCUCGCUGCUGGCGUGCGGCGCGCUGCUGCUAACGCGCCGCGUGCUGCUGCGCCGCCUGGAGCGCGAGCGCCACGAGCAGCAGAUCCAAGCCGUCGCACGCCGCCAGCACGUGGCCGCGGUGUUGGCCGCUUACCUGGUGGAGCGCGACGCGCUGGAACUGCGCGAGGAGCUGGGUGCCGGUCGCUUCGGCAGCGUGCGGCUGGCUCGACUGCGCACGUCCACGCACGGCACGCGCUAUAUCGCCGCCAAGGCUCUGCGCGCUAACGCCGCGCCGGCCGAAGAGAGCGAGUUUCUCCGCGAAGCGUGCACCAUCGCCUCGCUCGACCACCCGCACAUCGUGCGGCUGGUGGGCGUGUGCAUCGCGGAUGGGCCACCGCUUGUGCUCAUGGAGCUGGCGUUCUUCGGCGACUUACUGGGGUACCUGCGCGCACGACGCCACCUGGUGGAGGGCGCAGGCACGGAGGCGCCGCCGGCGAGCGGCGAGGCGGAGCACGUGUCGGCGGGCGCGCUGACGCGGCUGGCGCGCGAGGCGGCCGAGGCGCUGCGCUACCUGGGCGCGCGCGGCGUGGUGCACCGCGACGUCCGCGCCGCCAACUGCCUGGUGGACGUGCGGCGCUCGCUGAAGCUGGCCGACUUCGGCAUGGCGCGCGACACGGUGGCGGGCGCGGACGGAGCGCCCGAGUACGCGUGCCGGCGCCGCGGGCUCUUCCCCGUGCUGUGGAUGGCGCCCGAGAGCCUGGCGCACGGCGUGUUCUCGGCCGCGUCCGACGUGUGGGCGUUCGGAGUGCUGCUGCUCGAGCUGGUGACGCUGGGCGCGCGGCCGUACGGCAGCAUGUCGCCGCUGUGCGUGCUGGAGUACGUGGCGGGAGGCGGGUCGCCGCCGCUGCCGCUGGACGCGUCGCCACAGAUGCGCGGGCUGGCGCGGCUGUGCUGGCAGCGCGCGGCCGAGCGCCGGCCGGCGGCGGCGGAGCUGGCGGCGUACCUGGCGGCGUGGCCGCGCGCGCUGCGCCCGGCGCUGCUGAGCGAGCGCGACGAGCCGGCCGACGCUGACAGCGGCAUCGGGGACUCGCCCUCUACGGAGCUGCUGCCUCCUGACUCGCCUCUUCUCUCCCUUGAUCAGCUCGAUGUGCUAGGUGUAACACACUGACCUAAUAAUAUGUUACCCAACGUUUUUUCAUUAGAUAAUAUUGCAUAUCGAUGUACCUACAUAAAUAAUUUUAUCAAUAAUAUUAAGGAAUAAAUAAGCGCAACGAUCAUAAACCUA